Cooperia oncophora is the source of this 1923-nucleotide messenger RNA. The record is from the annotation of a GenBank genome assembly. Lineage: Eukaryota; Metazoa; Nematoda; Chromadorea; Rhabditida; Trichostrongylidae.
AUGCCACUCCUAGCUAUCUUUUCUGUGAUAACGCUUUCUGCCCUUACAAUGGCUUGUCAGGACAUUGACGUACUCUCACAUCGUGGUGCAGUCUGUUCCUAUACACCAACUGGAGCUAAGAGAUGUAGCUUGGAGACCACCGAAGUUAUGAAAUUUAACAGUUACAAUCAGGAAGAGUGUCUACGACUACUCACGAAUCAAACGACGCAAAAGGAGGUAAGAUUCCAGUUGAAGGGUCUUCGACUGAAGUGUGUAAAGGAAGAAGUGGUUUUCACGCGGAACACCAUUCAGCGUGUCGUGGACUCGAAAAGAUGCGCUCAUACUGGAUCGUGUAACGGUAAUAAAUGUGCAUCGAUCAACAUGUCGUCCCUACUUCCCGAACUCACACAGGGUAACCAGUACCCCGGCAUAACGAAGUGCAUCGAAAGUUGUGGAGGGCCUGGAUGUGGAUGUUUUCACCUGAGCAGUGGCUGUCUAUUUAACAGAAUCUUCCACAUGCCAAUAGACGCGAAAGUUUACGAAAUAUUUGGAUGCGCCCAAUGGAAGGAGGAAGUAGAACUAGAAGUCACGACCAUAACAAGGUCUGCAGUCCGCAAAAGAACGGUGUUGGUACAACCUACUGUGCCUAUAAGCAUGAGCAACAUGCGGCUCACAAUCACUGCUCUCACCGUUCCACUGACCCCUGCACUGUCAUCUCGGUUCAUCUCGGACGGUUCACAACUCGCCAUCUGGAAUCAUAAAGAAUUACCGAACCCCCUUUGCGAGUCAUGGGAUGACGCGAAUUCACUCAUAAACUGCACAGUAGCAUCAAACUGUGACUGCGACCCAGCGGAAACCACUGUCAUAACAGCCGAAAUUAAAACGUUUGUCACAGCAGAAUUACUCCUCCAUCAAAGAGACAAGUUCGACGAUACGAUUACAGUGGUAACCAACUCGAUAUGCACGAUUACGAACACAGUGGCCAAGGGAUGUUACCUCUACCCGCAGGGAGCAACAGCAGAGGUGAUUUGUCAUACAUAUGGAAAUGAUAUUGUGGCAACAAUUCAAUGUGAGGACCGGUUUUUCACAAUCCCAUGUACCAGGAAAGGAGCAGAAUCAACACUGCGUUUCAGUCACACAUCGGCAAGGAUUCGCCAAAGAUGCAAUGUGUCCUGCGGUAAUUGGGUACAUACCAUACAUGGGUCUGCAGCUCAGAUUAUAGCGGGAGGAAGCAACAUUUCCGACGAGAUCCGCUUACCCGACUUUGGUCACAUAUUUGAUGUACUCCUGCAUUGGUAUAAAACUGUCCUUGCCGUAGGCAUUUUCCUGCUCUUAGCACUCUUGAUGGGAUAUAUGCUCCUUUGGACGUACGGACUCAAAACCGUGCUUUCAAUUGCACGUAUCACACUCAAGACUGCACGAGGAAUCAUGUACAUCACAACCUUCACCAUGCGGUCAGCAUGGAAAAUCGCUUUUGCAUCCACUACGGGAACGGACGUCAUCGCUAAAGCAUCACCGGUGCCCAAACCGACAUCGCCAGCCAAACCAACACAGCCGGCCAAGAGCCUGAAUCCGCCACCAAAACCUGUUGCGCCAGCCGUUCCUAAAAGUCGUGCGUCUGGAACGAUAUUGAAGGAGCUUCUACAACAGGGAAGUCGAGUAUUGCAGCUAGCAGCCAGCAAAGUCGAUCAACUAGCACCAGCCGUUACUGUCGCUUCAUCUGAAGAAACCAUCAAACACCUAAGGCGUCUCGAAAAGCUCCUACAAGCUCAGCAGGAGCAAAGCGUAGGUGCUUUGACUGAAGCCAAAAUUGAGAAAAUUGUGUCCACUGCGGAAGCAAUCGAGACUCGUAUCAGUCAGAUAGAGAAGCUCGUGACGGAAACCGUAGCAAUUCCGAAAGUCCAGGAGCAAUCAUCCGCGCCUACCCAGUGGAAAGACCUUUAA